AUGAAAAUUGGUCGACGGCCAGUGUACAUUGCAGGGACUCUGCUUAAUCUUGUCGGCUGUGUUCUUGGAGCUUUCCAAACGACCGUGGAAAUGUAUUUUGGCGUCAGUAUCCUUACCGGAUUUGGUGCCGCCCCAGUGGACUCCCUCGUUCAGGUCACAACUACGGAUAUCUUUUUUGCCCAUGAAAAAGGUACUCGGCUAAGCUUAUACGUCUUUACAUUAUACGCGGGAUCAUAUCUUGGCCCUGUGGCAGCCGGAUACAUUGCCGAUUCUCAGGGUUGGCGAUGGUGUUUUUGGUGGCUUGUCAUUUUCUUCGGCAUCCUCCUGGUGUUGCAAGCGUUUACGAUGGAGGAGUCUGUAUUUCGGAGGCCACCAACUGCAGCAGAGAUGUCUACGGAAACCGUCCUCGAAGACAAACUUCAAGUUGCUGAGAAAGGAAGGGAGUCAUCGCUUCGUACUACCGAGUCAGAAACGCCUCCACCCCCUUCAAAAACAUAUUGGCAGAGAAUGGCGUUGCAUACUAGCAGCAGCGGUGAUCCUCGCCCUCUCUGGCUGGUGGCCAUCAGCCCAUUCUUUCUGGUCACUUAUCCCGCCGUCAUGUGGGGUGGCAUCGUUUACGGCGUCCAAAUUAUGUGGCUUUCGCUUAUCACGGUGACACAGUCUGCUACUUUCAACGCACCCCCCUACAAUUUCAGUAUGGCCAACGUGGGCAAUACAAACUUUGCAGCAUUCAUCGGCAGUAUCAUCGGUAUGCUUUGGGGAGGCUAUGUCUCUGAUUGGUGUACUCUCCGCCUUUCUCGACGUAACAGAGGGAUCAUGGAGCCCGAGUUUCGUCUCUGGACUAUGCUUAUACCUGCUAUCAUCAAUACGGGAGGCCUUCUGAUGUAUGGCUUGGGAUCACUCUACGGGGUUCAUUGGAUUCUUCCCGCCGGGUUCGGAAUGGUAUUUAUUGCUUUUGGUAUUGGAAGUGGUGCGGCCAUUGCACUCACUUAUGCCGUCGACUGUUAUCCCCGCGUUGCAUCAGAAGCCUUGGUUCUGAUGCUCUUUAUCCGAAAUCUUAUUGGUACAGGGUUUACCUUUGCAAUCGAGCCCUGGCUGGAGCAUAAUGGCAUGCAGAAUACAACCAUCAUCAUGGCGAUGUUGUGUUUGGUUACAAACCUUUCCUUCCUCUUCAUGGUGUGGAAGGGCAAAAGCUUCCGGGAAUGGACUGCUAAAAGUGCAUUCCAUAUUUUCACCUCUUGUCCGUCAAAACUCCAUAUCGUAAGCCAGAGCGUCUUCACACAGCUCUUCACGCAUCUGUUGCACCCUGAUCGCAGAAAUCAAUUAGUUUAA
This is a messenger RNA of Uncinocarpus reesii 1704, 1332 nucleotides long. RefSeq lists its product as uncharacterized. Gene Ontology annotation, biological process: transmembrane transport. The transcript has 3 exons. The record is from RefSeq and is a predicted model, not a curated record. Lineage: Eukaryota; Fungi; Ascomycota; Eurotiomycetes; Onygenales; Onygenaceae. Gene Ontology annotation, molecular function: transmembrane transporter activity. Bases 1 to 1332 code for a protein of 443 amino acids. Gene Ontology annotation, cellular component: fungal-type vacuole.